Molecule: messenger RNA, 820 nt
Organism: Somion occarium
Lineage: Eukaryota; Fungi; Basidiomycota; Agaricomycetes; Polyporales; Cerrenaceae
Source: the annotation of a GenBank genome assembly
GUUACGGAAGCAUUCUCAGUCGCUGGAUGUGAUACAAUGAGUACGUGUCCUAUCUAACUCCUUUCCGGAUUGAUACUCACAUGAAACUCACGCUAGAAACUCUCACAAACUCAAAGCAGAAGGCAACAUACCUCAUGACAUCAAUCCAAGAUGAGAUCCAACGAAAGCUCGGUUUGUUCACAGCGCUUGAUCUCACGUCAAACUCUAUAUUGACUUCUAUUCCCACAGCUGAAAUUACCGGUAACAACGAUGCCCAAAUGCAGUACAUCAAGUACGAGAAGGAUAUCGUUCAGCGCUAUGGGAUUGAGCUUCAAGGAUGGACCCACUCGGAGUGGACCACACCGCGGAAGAUGAGCACUAGUCUCCCCCCUUUGGAGACCUUGCUCAAUGCACUGCGCAGCGAUGCAUGCAAGUUCGUUAAGCUCACCAAAGCGCAGCUAGAUGCACGUGAGAAACCUGUUGAGAAGCCGAGAAAGAAACGCGAGGACUUCGGAAAGAAACGCAAGAAGCGUACGUCAGCUACGGAUGGUGGUAACAACAGUGGUGAGGAGGACGGUGAGGAGGAUGACGCCGAAGGGGACAUUGAAGAAGCUACCCCGCCGGCCCCUAAGAAGAGGCGCCGUAGCAAGGCUCAAAUGAAUACUGCAAGUGGCGGCAACUAGAUCUAGUAGCACAGUGUACAUACAAGUUAUAUCCUGUCCAUAGGGCUAUAGACUAGUGACUAUUACAUUGACAUAUACCGCCUUAUACAACCCUAAGCCUAUCACUACUAGUCACUCUAUAUACUGUUAUAUGUACUCAAUAAGGCUGUUGUUUAUAU